Molecule: messenger RNA, 2952 nt
Organism: Anguilla anguilla (European eel)
Lineage: Eukaryota; Metazoa; Chordata; Actinopteri; Anguilliformes; Anguillidae
Product: probable endonuclease 4
Exons: 8
Coding region: 291-1277 (328 amino acids)
Biological process (GO): base-excision repair
Cellular component (GO): nucleus; mitochondrion
Molecular function (GO): phosphoric diester hydrolase activity; DNA-(apurinic or apyrimidinic site) endonuclease activity; DNA binding
Source: RefSeq, a predicted model, not a curated record
CAUCCAAGCCAGCAACAAUCAGAAAGCUAGAACUAGUUAGCUAACUAGACUAUAUGUUUAUUACUUUGCUAGUCUAAGAAAGCGUUAGGUAGCUGGCUAAUUGUAUCUGAUCUUAACUAGAAAACUUUUAAUCAAUCUGGAGCUAAGCUGCAAUUUUUACAACUGAAAUAUACUUUAAGGGACGAAGACGUUAAUUAGCCAGCUACCUAGCUGUCUGGCUAAUUUUACAUGCACGCCAGAUGACAGAUCUCUCAUCUUGAGACAGGAAAUCCAACGACUGAAACGGCAUUAUGGGUCCGAAAAAGAAAGGAGCGAGGAAGAGGAAGCAAGAGGAAGAGAAUAUAGGCUCAGAAGUGGAGGACGAGAUGGCAAUAGAGGAACCCAAGGAAAACGGGAGGAAGAGAAAAGACAAGAAAAGAGGAAAAAACAAAUAUAUUGGUGCACAUGUUUCCAUAUCAGGUGGGAUAUGGAAGGCGGUAGGGGACUGUUUAGCCCUGGGGGGGCGCAGUUUUGCCCUUUUCCUGGGGUCGCAGCGCUCCUGGCAGAGACCGCCGCUCAACGCCACAGCAGCUGAGAAAUUUCGGAAGGCCUGCGUGGUAAACGGGUUUGAUCCCGUGCACAUACUACCGCACGGAUCCUACCUGAUGAACUGCGGCUCUCCCAAGCAAGACGUGUUUGAGAAGAGCCAGGACCUGCUGGUGGAGGAGCUGAGCCGCUGCAGCGCCCUGGGCCUCUCUCUCUUCAACCUGCACCCGGGCGCGUCCCUGGGCACCAUCACCACCGAGCAGUGCCAGGAGAAGAUCGCCCAGGCCCUGAACCACGCCCACCAGCAGACCCCAGCCGUCGUCACGGUGCUGGAGAACAUGUGUGGCCAGGGCAGCACGGUGGGGGGGCAGUUCAGCGAGCUGCGGGGCAUCAUCGACAGGGUGCGGGAUCAGAGCCGGGUGGGGGUGUGUCUGGAUACCUGCCACGCCUUCGCGGCAGGGUAUGACCUGUCUGCGGAAGGAGGGGUGAAGUCCAUGCUGGAUGAGUUUGACCGGGUGGUGGGACUGUCCUAUCUGCGGGGUGUCCACCUCAACGACUCCAAAGGAAAGCUCGGCUGCCACCUGGACCGGCACGAGGACAUCGGACGCGGCCAGAUCGGAAUACCGGCCUUCCGUGACAUAGUGAACGAGCCCCGUCUGGACAACAUCCCCCUGAUUCUGGAGACGCCCGGACGCCCAGGGUUCGGGGACCAGGAACAGAUUGAGCUGUUAUACUCCCUCUGUAAGGACUAAAGUGCCGGGGCCACCACAUUACCCCCUACUGACCCAAAAACCCCUGUCAGAGGCCAAGCAACUUACACCCGUCUCUUGCCUGCUGUUUCAUGCUGUUCCAUGCUGUUUGUUUUUGAAUGAGUGUUGUUCACAAGGUGAACAUGUUAUUAUUACAUUACGUUAUUAUUACAUUUUUAUAAUAGAAAAAAGUGGUGUAUUUUUCAAAACAUGGGGUAUCCCCCGAAUGGGAAUGACUAGACAAUGGUGCUUGUACUGGCACUUUGUGAAAGUUAACCUCUCUGACCUCUAGAGGGAGACAGAGGUAAAGAAAUAGAAUGGGAGUAACGUCAUAAUGACAGUUUGACAGUGACAACAUCCUCUGGUGUUUGAUCUCUUACUGGUGAGACAGAUGGUCUUCCUUUUCAAGGUCACUGAAUGGAGACAUCCUAAAUGAUCUAAAAGCAGGUGGGCAAUUUCAGGCAUUUAUAAAUUGACCCGAAUAUGUAUUUUCAAGCGGUUCAGAUAAAACAAGGGGCAUUGUCAUCUUCUCCUUUCCACCAGGACAACGUGAUCUAUGACACCUAAACUGUGUGAAUGUAAUGCUUGCAGCUCAGAUGAGUAGCACUGCUGUAGUAUGAAAGUCCAGUCUUUGGGUGUUUGGGGAGAGUAAACCGCUCGGCACAGCCCGUGCAGAGGAGCCAGAGGAAGUUUUCCAGUGAUCUCUGAGUGCAACAGGUGUGCCUUCCCAUCAGCAGCACAGUAGCGAGCGUGAGGCAGGAAACGCGUCGUCCGCUGCGGUUGUGGAAUGAGACGGGAAGCCGAGAGGUGGCCCACGGUGGAAUGUAUCUAAUGCUGAGCGCCGCUAAGAGGAAAUGCCUGCCUGCUGCGUCUGCAUUGGCCUCUGUGGAAAAACGAGCUCCACGAGGGCAGGUCUCUGCGGCCAUCACUGACACGUCUGAAUGCCCAUCCGUAUGAGAUUUGUGUCGUUGCAUUCUGUUUGUCAGCUGAAUCCUUCUCAUUGCACACUGAGGCAAGCAGAACCAGAAGCUUCUCAUCCUUUUAAAGGUUUUUGUGGUUAGUAGGCAGUUUAUUUUUUUUAAAAGUGAGAGUUGUAUCUGCUUCAUAUUUUGAUAGUGCUUCUUUGGACAGUUCAAGCAAAACCUACCUCUCAUUUAUUAUGAGAUCCACAUCCACAGACAUCUUAAAAUAUUUCCUUGAGAACAUUUCUGUGUUGCAUUAUCAUCGACAACAUCACUGUCAUCUUCAUAAGUACAAAUGUGAUUAUCAAAAUGAAAGUCUGACAGAUUUGAAACAAAGAAAUGUGGCAAUUUAUAGCUUUUCCUCCUCAUAUCCUCCCUUCUUUUCAGCUGUCAAUCAUUUUGUCUCCUCCCAUACACCCGAGCUUGUUAUUAAAGAGGUAGUAUAUGAGGGAGUGAAAGCUCUGUUCACAGACCCGUCUCCUGACUCAGACUGGCUGGAAUGUUCAGGCCCAUUCCUAACAACACCCUCCUAAAACCAGCCCACCAGCAGCCACUGAUACUCACGCAUGCAGACGCCAGCUGAAUCAGCACUUUAUCCCAGGGACAAAUUCUGUCCUCUUAGUUCAUGGUAGUGAAGAUUUGUGAGUGUGUGUGUGUGUGUGUGUGUGUUUAGAUUGUAGGGGUGGGAGGAUAUAAAAAAUUGAAGAAGCUUUUAA